AUGACGGGUCUUGUAAAGGCGAAGAAAUAUGACUGGAAGGACUCCAACUUGGCUCUGUUUGGUUCGGACACGGAGAGAAAUGUAAGCUCUCUCUUGCGACAGCAAGAAGAUUUGAAAAUGGUUCAGGUUCUUCUUGAUAUGUGUGGACCUUUUGGGCGUCUUAGAAAUACAGAACACAGCGAGGCGAAUUUUACGUAGUAGAGCGAGUCUAGAGAAACUCCAGACGCAACCUGAGGUGGUCUUUAUGGAUCCCUGUUUUGGAUCACCGCUAGCGCUACGGUUACACAUUACAUACGACUCAGUCGCUUUAAUUUACACCAAAUGCUCAGAGGCAAACACUGUUGAUUCAAACCUCAAACGUCAAAAAAUGAUCCAUGAGUCAAAAGCAGUUGCAAGUUUCCUACGAUAUUAUUUUAGAGCUGUUUCUGCUGUAUGUAUUAUUAGUAUCAAAUUAAAAUGGCAUUUUUGUUAAACGUACGUUAUUUCACGAUCACCAGGUCAAAAAGGAAUCUGCUAUGACAGAGAAAGCUUGGAAGGGUGCUGGAGAGAAAGUCGGUCUGAGGAUAUGGAGGAUCGUAAAAUUUAAGGCAAGUAUUACCACAACAUAUCUUACAGAGCGUCUUUUAAUUAUAAAAUUUAUAAUAUAUUUAUAGUAUCGAUAUAUCCAAUAGUAAUGUAGUGUUAUUUUUUCCCCGGACUAAUUUACGUCUACAGAUAAAACGCGGUAUUUGUUUGUUAUGAAACACGUUCCUUACCAACUUUCACUUGAUUUGAUGCCCAUUAUUUUACCUUUGGUUAUAUGUACCAAUGGCAUUCGUCUAAAUCUUUCAAAAUUCACCAUGGAUUUUGGUCUUGGUAAUCUGAUUACAGAAGUCCUAGUUAUUGCCUUAUAUGGUGGUAAUAGAUAUUACAAACAUACUUAGAAUAUAAGCAAAACAAAUAGGCAAGUGGGGCUGACCUUAUUCCUUGUUGGUUCACUGCACUCGUCCCUUUGCCACAAUGAGUGACUGUGCUGAUUUGCCUAAGAGUAAAAUAUUACUUGGUUAACCACCUUUAUACCAAAAUAUAUCAAGGUUGCAUCUGAGACUUAUGAAGGUUGUUUGAUUAUACCAAGUCUCCAUCCAUCAUUAUCCAGAGAUUCCAUCCUCAAAAGAUCUAAAGUCUGAAGACUGUCUCUUUUCCACAACCCCCCUCCCCUUGCAGGGACAUAACUCACCCUUUGACCCUUUACCCCCAAAUCACAAAUUGACCAAGAUGGGUGUGGCAAAGUAAUCAGGUCAGUGAUCAAAUACAUAUAAGUGCAAAAAAUGCCACAGACACCACACCAUGCCAUAACUAUACCUGUCCCUUUUGUAAAAUCCAACUAGUGGUCUAUUAUCAAUGUUGCAUUUUGAUUGGUUGAGCUACUACUAGGCUAUAUGUUAUAGCCCACUAGUAGCGAAAAGUGCUGGCUUUGAAAACCAGAACAAUGGCAGCUGAAUCGCAUUUUGCUAGCUAAAGUUGUUUUGUCUCGAUAUUUUUGACUAACUAGUUGGAUUUUACUAAAACAAUAUUCCUUUCGCCCUCAUGGGAAGGCCUCAUGGGCUAUUGACUCAAGAGCCCAUUCGGGUCCGAGGAGUAAUUGUUAAAUAACCUACUGAUUAAAUUUUCCCAUGAUCAUAUUUACAGUACCAAAUCAAAGAUUAGAAGUGAAGUCCUCUUUCUGUUGCUGUCAAUAUUUUAAUCCUUGAUGCCUUCUUACCACAGGUAACAGAUUGGCCAUCAGAGGACUAUGGAUCGUUUUAUGACGGAGACUCAUACAUUGUUCUUAACACUUACAAAAAGGACCCCAAUAGUGAGGUAUUAAUGACAAUAUUUAUUUGCUAAUUAUGCAUCAAGUUUGCAGAAAUUGGGAGUGCAUUAGAGAAAAGAAAAGAAAGAAAGAAAUUAGUCUUGGUAGGAAGGGGAAGAGAGAAAUUGGAGGUUUAACAGAGAAAAGAAAAGAAAGAAGAAAUAAACUUGGUUGGAAGAGGAAGAAAAAUAAGGGAAAUUGGGGGAAAAAUAAGACGCAUCUUAUUAGAAAAAAUGGAAAAAAUAAGACGUUUAAGAAAGAAAUUAGGCUUGAUAGGAAGGGGAAGAGAGAAAAGAAAGAAGAAAUAAACUUCGUUGGAAGGAGAGGAAAGAAAUUAGGGGGUGGAAAAGAGACAAGUAGUGUCUCCCACAUGACAGACUUAUGACAAGACCCAAAUGACUAAUAAUUAUUAAGAUAUUAAUCACAUGACCUGAGAAAACAUUUCAUCAUCUAUAUAUGUACUAUGCUGCUUUUUGUUGCUUUGAAUGAGAAAAUUAUUAUCGGUUAACAGUACAAGUAUCUGUUGAUGACAUCACGUUUGAUUUAGACAUGUGAUUGAUGUCUUUUUGGAACUGAUAAAGGUUUCGCUUUAUGCCAGAAGCUGUUAUAUCACUGUUUCUCUGCAUUUUAUUAUUGUUUGAUGUAUAGGAAUUGGACCAUGAUGUCCACUUUUGGAUCGGCAAACACUCGACCCAAGAUGAGUAUGGUACAGCAGCUUACAAGACUGUUGAGCUUGAUACCUAUGUAAGCACAUGUUCCAUUGUGAUAUUGGUAUAAAAUAUUUAGUCCAGAUGAGUAUUAUUUUUGUAACACAAGUAACUUGUGUAAAAAAUAUACAACACAAAUUGUAUUGCAUGUUUAGGGAUGACUUUCAUUUGUAACUGCAAAAGCAAAUGCAUGCAGUUACAAAUUUUAACUCUUUGAGAGCUAACAAAUUUUUGUGUGAUUUGGCCAUGAUUGCAGUUGGAUGAUAAACCUGUUCAGCAUCGUGAGGUGAUGGAUUAUGAAUCUGACCGCUUUAAGUCCUACUUCAAGGUCAUGUCUAAGUGGAAAGGAGGGUGAGUACAGCCCAUGCAUUAACCUACAGGCUUCAAUGGAAAAGCUUGCAUGAAGUUUUGCCUUGAGUAUCUUCCCAAAAAAGUGAACCACAUAUUACAUUGUUAAGUGAUAACUCUGUACUAAACAGGUAGCAGUAUCAGUAAGUUUUCCUCCCAAGUUUUCUCAAAUUUGCAGAGCAAUUUUCCAGACAUGUAAAAAGUCUGGAAACUAGAGAUCAAGUCCGGGAAAAUGAUGAAAGGUCAAAGCUAAUUCAAUUGCUUGAUAAGUUUUUUUUUGUACUGUGAUCAAAUCUCAAUCAAUCUCACCCAUAACUAAGACACUUCGAUAGAAGAAUUAGAAUUUUUAGAGCUUUCUUAUGUCAGCAUCGGCCAUGGUUACUGUUUGAUGUGCAUCAUAGAAAAAAAUUGGUUUCUACAUUUUUCAAGAGCUUUUCUGAAAAAAAAUAUUUGUUAACAUUGAGUCUGUAAAAAAUUAUUGUUUAGGAAAAACGUCGGGAAAAAGUUAUGAAUGUUGGACCAAAAAAUCUGUAUGAACCCUGUAUGAUUAACCGCUGUUAAUUUUAGGAGCAGAUAAAACAUGUGGCCAUAAUUUGAGAUAAACAUAUUAACCAGUUUGCCCCUGGAAAUUUUGCCAAAAAACAUGUUUUUAAAGCUGCCUGGCUGUCAAGAGCAAAAACUAACCAAAAAGCAUUUACUGGUCAGUCUUCUGUUUCAGAUGCAAAAUAUCAGCUUCCAAAAUUUAAGGAUGUGCAGAGUCAAAAUUCAAAGUUUUUGGGUUUAAAAGUGACCCAGCGUGCAGUCACACGUCUCAACUUUUUUCUUUUGCUUUACCUCGCUCCUCUUCUCUUCGUUUGCUUUUCUUGGCCCCCUUAUUUUUCUCUUUUGCUGGUUAUUUUUUAGGCUUCAUUUCUGAGGAAAGGUUUUUUGGAAGGCUUUUAGGAUUGUAGGAUUUGAUGGAAUGAGUUGCGGGUGGAAUUUUCGUGUCAAUUAAGCAUUUUUUAUUUUUUGACUUUUCUGGUAAAAUUUUUCUCCCUGCACUAGUUAUAUGGCGGAGUUGUCCUUGACCAUUAAAACUGAUAACAUUUUAUUAUAUAAACACCAAUGAAAUACCAGGUGAGCUUUGGCACGAAAACUUGAUAUCUUCACAUGUGAAAAUAACAUGUUAUCUUCACAUGUGAAAACAUCACCACUGCUAUGGCUACAUAAUAAAUCGCACCUUUCACACCAAAAAACUAUUAAAGUGAAAUGGUUUGGUAGUUCAUUGGUGUUUAUAUAAUAAAAUAGAACAUUACAUGGCCGCUUGGAGAUACAAAAUUUCUCUUCUGACGUGUUGAAAAAAUAUUUCAUUCAUUUGCUGCGCUCACUCGUGAAAUAUUUUUCAACACUCAAAGAGAAAUUUGUAUCUCUGCGCAGCCAUGUAAUAUCCUCUAUAUAUGCGAUGCAAGGGCAGGUAUCUGCAUGGGUGGUUCGGAGGAAAAUGGGUUAAUAAAAGCAUUGAUAUAACAGUAACUGCCCCCUUAUUAACCUCAUAUGAGAUAAUAGUGAACGUACACAACAGGACGUGACAAAAUAUGUAAGCAGUAGGCCUGUCAGGUUUGUCACUCAAGAGCGUUUUGCUGUCCUCUUCUUCCUACUGCCCUGUUGUGUAAACUCACUAUUAGCAACAGGAUGAUCAGAUUCAUCACCUUAGAAGCUAUUUUAAGAAUACAACUAUUUAUAAAGUGGAUACUCCUUCAGGUUUUUAUUGAUUUAGCACAAGUCAGCAUUGUAUAUAGUUACUAUAUAUUGUCCUUCAGGGCGGAUUCAGGAUUCCGAAGAGUUGAAGCGAAGAAGUAUACUCCUCGUCUUCUUCAUGUGUUUGGUGAAAAGGUAUUAUGUCUUAAGUGUACGACUGUCCCUUAUGACUUCAUUUCUUUCAAGCACCACUAUUUUUGCUAGCAGAAAUAGUUGACUCAGGGUGCCAUUUUCUUUCAAAAGUCUUUGUUUGAAUGCAUGAAACCUGAAUAUAAUUUUGAAGGAAUCCUUUUACUUUCAGAAUAAAGUAACAGUUAAAGAAGUGAAGUUCAAGAAGGAAUACUUGAAUGAUGAAGAUGUUUUCUUGAUUGACUUGGGACUACAGAUUUUCCAGGUACAUUUCUACUGCCAAACUAAGCGGUUGUUUACAUGAGAAAACUCGCACCGGCACGAGUUUCAUAUCGAGGUGACUUUUUUAUUUCGUAUCACGGUUACAUUAUGACUGGGUCACUUCAUAUCUUAAAAUUUGAAGGUACACUUCAUGUUGAUAAAAUACACGUGUGAUUCAAAAUCACAAACAUUAUGCAUGGCUACCUGUUCCAGUCUACCGGCAGACCGAUUUCACAACAUGACGGGUAGUUGUUUCGCGUUUACAUGAUACUGUUGCAAGAUUUCGUACUGGAGUGAAUUCUCACCCCGGCAUGACAUUUUGUGGUGGUAUCAUAUAAACAAAUAUAAAGCCAUGAGAGGGAACUGGAGUGAUCUUGCCCUGCUGCGAAAGUCGCCCCAGUGUCAUGUAAACACCCCCUAAGAAAACACAUGUAUAUUGAUCAUUGAGAUCAAGUCACCUAAGCCAAAUAUAAACUACAAACACUUGUUGCUGAUCAUGGUUCAGUCACACCAAACCUGAUUGUCCAAGUAUUUAUGAUGUUCACAUUUUAUGUAAUCUAACAGUGUUAAGCCAUCAUUCUGAAGAUCUAAAACAAACAUUGAUCAAUAGAAUGUGGAGGUAGAGCAUCCUUUUUUCCUCCUCAUCAAGAAGACAAAAGGAGGCUCUACUCGCAGUGAGUAAGUGGGCAUUGUAAUCAACGAACCUAGUCAGACUUGGGCCAGUUUCAUGGUGUCCAGAGAAUCCUUGGCAUUGUAACUUAUGUGCAGAAGUUUGCCCCUGGCCUUGUCAACUUGAUCAAGCCACUCAAGAAAAAUAAAACUUGUUUGGAAGCAGGAACUCCAUGGAAAGUAUCAAGUGAGAGUAAAGUUAUGACCAAGCACCAGUGCCAGCUUAAGUUUUUUAUUGUGCAUAAGAAGACGCAGUUUAACAUGAUGUGUUCUUGGGUGAUAAAGAUAGCCAUGCAGUGGCAUAUGCAUCUAGAGCCCUCGUUGAAGUCAUUUUGAAGAUGUUUUUCUGACUUUGAAAGGGAAAAAUACUGCAAAAAAAAUCCACCCCCUCCAAGUAACGUUGUGCCUCCGCUCCUCAUUUCACAAGAUAUGGACUUUCAGAUAGACUCAAUUUAGACAAUGGUACCAUGGUUUAAUUUCACUGAAUUUCAGAACUCUGCCAAAGAGGGUUAGUUUGAGUACAUCAAAAUGUCACCUAGAUGUCUACAUUCCAAUGAAACAGUCAGGAGAACAUUGUGAAGACAGAAAAGUCUCCUUUCAAUAAAACUGCAAAUGCAGCCUACGACUCGCAUCUGUCUAAACAGGAUUUUAGAAACAUGCCAUCAAUUGGAAUAGACUGCUCCCUAAAACAGCAUCAUCUGUCUUGAAGGAUUUGCUCUAUUUUCCCCACAGCUGGUCAACUGCUUUGGGACUACCGAGAACAAAUCUAGCUAGCAGUGAGGGCGGGACUUGAACUUGAGGCCUCUGGAUUACAAAUGCAGUACUCUAACUACAGCUUUUAGCCACACAGCAACUUUUCUAUAUGUAUGACCUUGUUAUUGUCAUUUUUGUAGUGGAAUGGAGAUCGUAGUAACAAGAAUGAGAGAUUUGAAGGUGGCAAAUAUUGCAAUGCACUGAGGGUAUGUAAAAGUAGUGUAAUACAUUCUGUCCUCAACUUGCCUGAUGGACAGGCCAGUGAGUUUUGGGGAGGAUUCAAAUUACAGAAACACUGAAUGAUAAAUUGCUUAAAUUUCUAAUAUUAAAAUUUAUGUGGACCAAAAGCUGAUCUAAAGAAGUGAAAUCAUGGAAAAACAAGCAUCACAUUAUGUGUUUUGUCAUACUAAAAUAAUGAUGUAAGAUCCACACAAGCUUCCAUUUACAAGCAGAUAAAAGUACCUUAAAAGUAAAGUUACAUGUGGCUAAUUCUUGCUAAUCAAUAAAUAUUUCAGGGAAAGGUAGAUGUCUUAAUUGUUAAGGCUUCACUGGUUAAGGAAGGUCAGAAAAUUGUUUUGGUCCUGAACUCUAGCGAAAAAAAUUAAUUGAGUUUUAGAAGUGUUUCUGGUCUUUCUGGUUUUUACAUUGCCGUGUUUGUUUCAAUAAGGUAAAUUCUGUACACUUACACUGUAGAUUUAUAUUGAUUAUAAUUUCACCAAAUUACAGCUGAUCAUUGGCAAUAAGUAUUUAAGCAAGUUGUAUAUUAACUAAAUAUGGUGUAAUUAAUUAAAAAAUAAUGAUUCAUGAUUAAUAAUUUAUAAUUAUUGAUCCUCUCUGAUUAUUAGUUUUUCUUUUUUGGCCUGGGGAGGGGGGGGUGUUAAGAUGACUUUAAUGCUAGUACAUGCUUGCAAUGGCUUGUCUGAAAUAUUAUAAAUAUAAUAAUUGCUUUCUUUGCACCCUAAAUUGACUGUGAACAUCUUGACAAUCUUGAAAAAUUUCUUCUUAAAAAUAUUUAAAUAAUAUUUUUUAUUGUUAUCAUUUUGCAUUUGAUUACUUUAUGUUCCAAUCACAAGUUAAAAGGAAGUGUGUGAUAUGAUGUCUUCAAAAGUUAUAAAAUUGCAGUAUGGAGUAUCUGAAGUUUUUAACCUUUUUUUGUUUUUCUUUGUUAGUCUGAAAGAGGGGGAAAACCAACAGUUGAGGUUUUAGGUAAGUUUCAGUUAAUAAUAUUGGAUUAUCAUAUGCAUUUUUCAUUUAUUGUGUAAGCUAAUUUAAGCUCAUCUAGCAGACCUCAAUGGCCCCUGGCAUCUAACAUUUUCUUCUGAAUAAUAGAAAAUCUUAGUACUUUUAUAGAAAUCACAUGCCAAGCACCCUGAAUUUCACAGACAUAGAGCACCAGGGCUUCCUUUUAGUUUUUUUGCAGGGAAGGCACAGCCUAGAAUAACCUAUUGAUUUCAUGGUAUAUUGCUAGCAGCCUCAUUUUGCAGCAGUAACCACUUCAGUUCUGUAGAAUUUCAGAGUGUGGCAGCCUAGCUGUUUACUUUUGGUUGGACUAAAGAGAUAGGAGUUCACUGCUAUCCAAAGACAAAACAGCCAAAUUUCUGACUAAAACUGAACUGAAUAAAUGUAGUAAUUCACAAAUAUUAUUACUGGAUGGAUGUUUGCAAAGUAUCUGCUAGCAAAAAAUCUGUUUUGUAUCCUGAAACUAUGCCAAGAAACAGGCAAAUGGUUGAGGAAAGUCUACAAAGAUGUAAGGUUGUUAAUAACUUUAAUAUAUUUAGAGAAAAAUCAAAAUAAUAAAACAAUAGUAAUUAUCAUGUGAGGGUUUUGUAUGAUGCGGAGAAUUUGAAAGUGUAUGCAUAUCUCAGAAGCUACUAUCCAGUAAGGCCAAAUCCUCCUCUGCAAAAUUAUUCACAUCACAUUAGUUUUAGCCUUAUUCAGUAAUAAUUUUAACCUUAUGUUAAUGAUAACACACAGAUAAUGCCGUAACUAGUGAUUUUCCAGAAGAGCUAGUAGAUGUAUUUUCUGAUGAGUCAGAGGCAGGGACAAAGCGACCUAAAGACAAGGUAACAGCUUGAAUGCAUUAUUGUAGUUGAAGUCUAAUUAUGGGUACAAGGUGUUUCAUAAGGGAUGAAAAUGAUGUUUCAUCUGGUAGUGAAUAUGUCACCCGAAGAUAGAGCUUAGAAAUGGCUGUCAUAUGCACAUGCUCAAUAUAGAGAUGAUACAGUAUAAACCCAAGUGGUGUUUAGAAGCUGUUAGGUUAAAAUUUGCCCAGUAGGCACCCCCUAUACAAGAACCAGUUUAAUCUUACUCGCGGGUUUUUCCUCCAUAUGUACAGCUGUUUACAAACAAAAUUUUUUUAUAACGUUAACAUUAGGUGAAGUCAGAGGUAUCGUCAUUUUUGGUGAUAAAAUUAAGGACUGAUAUUGUGUUUACGGAAUGUUUUUCCAGUUAAGCGGAUGAGUUUAGUAGGCAAAAGUCGUAUAUCGACCACAGGCGUUUAUUGAGUUUACUUGAGUUUUUGUCUGGUGUGAAAAAUCUAAAAACGUAACUGGAACUUCUACAUCACAUCUGAAAAGCUUAUAAACAAUGUCGCAUUUUAAAACUCUUCUUUCACUACGAUUUCGUACAAAAAUACGACAACACCUGGCUCGAGGCAGAUGGAAGUUGCUUGAAGCAUUGACACUUAAAUCAAGGUUAAACUUGGAGCGAGUGAGAGAAACCCUAGUUAUUAAUACAUAGCCGUUCUUACCUCCUUCCUUGAUGAUUUUUCCAUUUUUUCUAAAGAUUUUUUGCUGUCAUUUAUAACUUCUCGCACUUAGAAAACUCUCCUGGCUUUCAGCGUUCUUGCUUCCACAAAAGCAUGUCUGCUUCUGGCGGCCCGCGCGUCAGUCGUGAAAAUGGCGGGAAAAUACCACAGGCCAACCACAGGAAGGCCCGCGGCUACCAGCCCCUGCUUGGGAAAUGAGCCCGCGUUAGGGACGGACCUUUAGAAAACUUAUUGGGUGGGGGGAGGGGUUGGGGGGGCGGUCGAAGUACAAAAAAAAAAAUUCGCGCAAGGGAAAAUUAAAUGAAAAAAAAUUUUUCCACGCCAAUUAACCCUAAAAAAUAUUCAUGCUAUGGCCUAAAAAAAAUUCAUACAAGGAAUUUCAUAACGAACAAAAAUUCCUGCGGCUCGAAAUCCCCCCAUAACGUUUCUAAUGGUCCGUCCCUUACUCCCUCGAAAAGCCUCUUCUCUGGUAGUCUGGUCUAGUCUGGUAGGACUGAGAGAGCGGUUGAAGCGUCGGCGGAAGCGCGAAGCUCACCAUCUAUCUUAUUGUUGCGGAGUGUGAUCCUUAGAUCCUUAUAUAUGACCGUGACGGCUAUAGUAAAAUAAAGUAAGCUUCUCUAAAAGCGAUAUUUUCAGGUUUUUUUGGAAAAAUCAAAAUAGAAGAAAAGAAAUAGAAUUUUAAUCUGUCUUUGUUUUGUCGGCUCAACCUGGUAAAAGAAAAAUAAACAAACUCGUAAUCUGAUCAAAAAGCGUAUGGUAAGACUGUGGUUCCACCAACGCUGAAAAAGGGCGGAUUAGGUUGCCACCUUUAAAAAAAAAAAGAAAGUCCAUGAAAAGCAAAGUGCGUGUUCAUUUUAUGGGCCAGAAUGACAUCAACUAGAUCCAUUAUACACUUAAAUCAAACAAAAUAAUAGGAGGAAAGCAGUUGUGUUUUUUCAGCUACGUUGCUUCAUUAAAAAAACACGAGCAAUUGUUUCAAACCUGUCAAAGGUUUUACGUUUUAUAUGAAACAUUAGGCACAUUUAACGUAGCUUCGGUAUUCACAAUUCUUCCUGAUCGAUUGAAUUCCAGACCAUAUGAAGUGACUUCUUGUAAUAACAUAUUUCUUGUAUUGCUUUUUAGACCGAUAGUGGUUCGGGCUACGAAAAAGUUUUAUUCAGGUUAGCCUGUAUUACACUGUAUCAGAUAUUCUUUUUUAUUGACUUAUCAGUUAGAACUACCGAGAGCAGGGGCGUAGCCAGCCCAUAGACCUGUAGGCCCGGGCCUACAAAAUUUUUGGUUUGAUCACUCUACCGCUUGUAAUAAAUCAGUAUGCGUUGUUGGGGUGAGCUAAAAAGUUUAAGAGCUCAAAGUGUUGGUGAGGUCAGUGCGUACUAGUCAUGCGUGCAAUUUUCAGGAUAUGUUGAAAUGAUAGUUAGCCAUGCCUACAACUAGUCGAAAAGCUGGCUAUGCCCCUGAAGAGUCAUGAUCAGCAAAUCCAGCCCUUAUUUCGGCUACUAAUUACUCUAGAAAAGACUGCUGGAUUAAGUCAGAGUAUGGGACAAACGCUCUGUCUUCUGGAGAGGCUUCGUGAGAAUCCACUGAACAUGGUGGAAGGCGCCGCCUGAAGUCAGGGGUCAUUUCGUUUCAGAAGAAUCCGCCGAGUGAGUUGGUACGCACCGCCUGAAGGGUCUUACGGUUUUCAUACCUGCAUUCACUUUGCGCAGCGGAAAUCAUCUGAUCCGGGAACAUCUUUAGGGUUUUACCCAGUUAAUAAGACACGAUUCUCACUUUUCUUGUAACAAAAAAUUGUGUUUGCUCAAAUCGCAAAAGUUUUUGUCUGAAACUCAUUGAAUUAAUAGGUUGUCAGAUGCAUCAGCUCAGAUGACGUUCGAGGAAGUUGCUCGAGGAAAGGAAGUGACAAAGAGUCGACUGCAAAGUGAUGAUGGUAUGCCUUCUUUGUCAAAGCUCCACAAAAAAUAGUAAUACAAAGACAGUGAUCUCAGAGAACAGUUUGGGCCCUUAACAUGCAAAUCCUAAGAAAAUGCUGCAGAAAAAAAAACAAGAACAAAAACAAAUACAGUCGGUCCGAUCGCACAGUGCCCGCCCCAAAUUUUCAAUGUCUAAUAAAAAAAAAUCGACCCAAGAAAAAGUAGGGAAACAGAUAAUAACUUCCUUACAUGUAUUGAUAUAAAAGAUCAAAACUUCCUUAGAAGGUACUUCUCUGUAGUCUGUGAUUACAAUCAAAUGUAUUGAUACACUGAUACAUAAAGCAAUUUCAAGAAACGUUAUCGGAAAAAGUGCACGCGACAAUACCGAAAGGCAUUGUGGAUAGUUUUAAGUUAACUGUUGUUCAAAGAAAUUUGACAGAUUAGCUCGAGAGGCCAUGGACGUAUGUUUGCGGGUGCGAAAGGAAAGAAACAAAAGUACUUUCGACGGCUACGUUGCCUUGAACAGUGUAUUGAUCAUAUCCCAUACAGUAGAAACUCUCGUAAGCGACCACUUCGGAAAUUCGAAAAAAUGGUCGUAACAAGAGCUGGUCGUUUACGAGUUCUUUAAAAACUCAUUAAUAAGGAAAAAACAAAAGAAAUAAAUGUUUAAUGAGUGCCUUUUCAUCAACGAACCAUUAGCGCAGUGUGGAGUUUCAUUAAAAUGUUGAUUUGUAUGAAUACUGAAGACCCUGAGUGGUUGCUUACGAGAGCUAAACACAAAGGAAAAAGUCCAGUUGGGUAUUCCCAAAAAUGGUCUCUGUCGCAUACGGGAGAGGUCGCUUACGAGAGCUUUUCAGUACAAAGUUUUAAGUCACAGUUCAAACGGGGUUUCACAAAGUUGGUCCUAAUUAGAGCUGAUCGCUUACGAUCGGGGUCGCAAGGAGAGCUUCAACUGUAUUACCUUUCUGGAUUGUCGCGUGUACAUUUUUCCCGACAAGCCUUUCUCGAAGUAGCUGUCCGACAUAGGGUGAAGUCACAAUCAACCCUGUAAGCCCUUCUUUGAUGGAAGCCGUUGCGUAUCUAGGGGAGGCAGGGAACCGUCCCCUCCCCCCCGGGCUCCCACCUUUUUUUAGGCCAAUCUUUUCGAAGUCGGGCCCCCUCUUAUCUUAGGGACUGGGUCCGCUGCUGGGAAGAUCAGAUGAUGACAAUGGUGGAGUUAAGGGGGGGAGGGGUUAAUUGCGGUUCAAAAGCUAUAUGCAGCGAAUACAAAGCUAUAAAUGACAUAGAAACAAAUACACUGGUGCUGUCUCAAUGUGUCUCGUUUUUUUCUGUACCACUGACUUGUGAAGUUUUUUUUCAGUUUUCAUCUUGGAUUCAGGAAAACAUUGUUUUGUUUGGAUUGGCAAAGGUGCUAGCGAGGGAGAGAAGAGAAAUGGAUUUUGUCGUGCCCAUGUAAGUUUUGACGCAGGUUCACCACACAAUAAUCUCUUGACUACACUUAUGGUAGUUUUGACUCAGGCUCGCCACGCCAAUGUAAGUUUUGUCACAGCAUCACCACUCUCGUUUGAUUUGUUGGACUGUGUGGAAUAAAGUACUAGUUUUCAUGUAGCCUGAUUUAAAUCGAAAUUGAAGGCUGUAAGAAUUGAUGAAAAGAUCAAAGCGGUCAUAUAGUGAACAAAUUCUCUCUUGUAACCGCGCACUUGAGCCAGUGGUAACAGAAAUAAUUUUUUCUUCUACAGACCUACCUUCAGGGUUCUCAAAACCCGUAUCAACCGGUAUCUGUUGUCGAGGAAGGAAAGGAAACUGUUGAAUUCCACCAUGCCUUUUGA
Messenger RNA from Porites lobata, 12941 nucleotides. The record is from the annotation of a GenBank genome assembly. Lineage: Eukaryota; Metazoa; Cnidaria; Anthozoa; Scleractinia; Poritidae.